AUGGAUAGACCUGAAUCUACUUAUGAAGCACUCCAUACUAUGGUUGCUAAGCAAUCAGACCAAAUCAGUCUCGACCUUAGCACGGAAGUAGCCAGGAUAGUGGAUGGCCUAGAAUCAUUGGCACUACGAAAAACGCCCACGCCCCGCUUCACCCUCUUCUCUUCAUUUCCACCUGAGAUUCGAGAUAUGAUAUGGAGUUUCUCAUUGCCCUCUGAUACGCAAGAGGUGUGUCUCUUGGAGAAAGACGACGAUGGCAUGAUUAAUACGUCUCCUAUAAUCUGGGUAAAAUUCCCGGUAAUUAUGCACGUGUGCCAAGAAGCUCGGAACUUAGCUAAAUUGUACCUUCAAUUCCGUUAUUGGGAAGAUGGGAAAUGUUGGCUACCAUGUCGAAAUUUUCGCCCUGACCUGGAUAUGUACGUCCUUACACCAAAAGCCCCGCUGUCCUCUGAAAUAGCGGCGACGCUGCGGUAUGUAGCUCUCGAUGCUCGGCCAAAUAGGGAUAGACAAGUCAUGUUCUUGAAUGCCCUUCCACACCUCAAGAAUCUGGAGACGUUGUCGCUCAUGUCCACUAUACCGGCAACGUUGGAAGCUUACCACAAAAAGCACAAGCUAAGGCCGCUAAGGAGAGUGACCCCAAUCACGUUCCCCGAGCAAAUGCUGCGUUGGAUUAUCCGCUGGCGCGAGAGUCUGAAUAACCUUGCAAAGAAUCGCCUAUCCGUGUGGGACGACGACACCAAGGCCGCAUUCUGGGACGAAGAAAAGCAAGCUCUCAAAAUACAGAUUAAGAUUGAUCUCUUAAUCCACUAUACCUGAGCACCUGAAAUCUACUACUACCUACCACUGGGGUCGAUUUCACUCGGCUAGAUCAUACUGAGUAUACCUGUACCAGAGCGGGUUUCCCGGUCAGAGCCUGAUGGCUAGAGUAAUUCUAUGGAUAGGAG
This is a messenger RNA of Daldinia vernicosa, 941 nucleotides long. RefSeq lists its product as uncharacterized. The transcript has a single exon. The record is from RefSeq and is a predicted model, not a curated record. Lineage: Eukaryota; Fungi; Ascomycota; Sordariomycetes; Xylariales; Hypoxylaceae. Bases 1 to 813 code for a protein of 270 amino acids.